Messenger RNA from Manis javanica (Malayan pangolin), 9733 nucleotides. RefSeq names its product RB associated KRAB zinc finger (gene RBAK). Gene Ontology annotation, biological process: regulation of transcription by RNA polymerase II. Gene Ontology annotation, molecular function: RNA polymerase II cis-regulatory region sequence-specific DNA binding; DNA-binding transcription factor activity, RNA polymerase II-specific. The record is from RefSeq and is a predicted model, not a curated record. Lineage: Eukaryota; Metazoa; Chordata; Mammalia; Pholidota; Manidae.
GCACACACCCUUUCCUUCCUCUUUUGCUUGGGGGGAAUCUCAGUUGUAACCCGAAAGGCCUCAGGGCAAAGGACCAGGGAUCCGGGACGCAAUCACACAGGCCCUGCUGAGGCGGCACCUUUCCCUGCUCCUGAACGUAAGCUGGUCGCGGAGCCCCCGUCCCGCCGCCCUAGCUCUCCGCACAGCGCCUCAAAGCCGCCAGGUGAGAUUUAGACUUGAAAGAAUUUCCCUAAACUGACGGCGCGUGGACUUAUGGGAAAGAGAGUCCUGGCAUUUGUGGAGCUAGCGGGCGUGCGGCCCGGCAGGCGGACUUCCGGCGUCCUCAGCGCGAGUGCCGCUGGCCGUGGGGGAGCGUUCGCGCCGGCGCAGUGCUGCCGCAUCGACCUCGCUUCCUGUCCGUGCGCAGGUCAACCGUUAGCAGCCUCUACACUUGUCCAAGAGCAACAGAAAAUGAACGACUCCCAGGGGCCAGUGUCAUUCAAGGAUGUGGCCGUGGAUUUCACCCAGGAGGAGUGGCAGCAGCUGGGGCCUGGUGAGAAGGCCACCUACAGGGACGUGAUGCUGGAAAACUACAGCCUCCUUGUGUCUGUGGGGUAUGAUAGCACCAAACCAAAAGUAAUUCUCAAGUUGGAGCAGGGAGAGGAGCCAUGGUUAGCAGAAGGUGAAUUCCCAUGUCAGAAUCAUCCAGAAGUCUGGAAAGUUAAUGACCUGAUAGAGGGAAUCCAAGAAAAUGAAGAUGAACAUUCAAGGGAAGUUCUUUAUAUCAACAGUAGAACCCUGAUUGGAGAGAGAGAGAAUACAUUUGAUAAAGCUUCUAUGGAACCAAACCUUGCUCCUUCAAGGAUAAAAUCUCAUAAUUGUGUCUCAUGUGGAAAGAAUUUAGAAUCUACUUCGGCAUUAAUUAUUAGUGAUGGAAGCUAUGCAAGAAAGAAACCUGAUGAAUGUGCUGAAUGUGGGAGAACAUACUUUGGAAAGAAAUCCUAUGGAUUUAAUCAAAGUGGAGAAGGCUAUUCUCAAAAUGAAGAAAGUCUUCUUCAGAAAAUUAAUAUUUUGGAGAAACCCUUUGAAUAUAAUGAAUGCAUUGAAGCCUUGGACAAUGAAGCUGUUUUUGUUACUCAUAAGAGAGCUUAUAUGGGGGGAAAGCCCUAUGAGUGGAAUGAGUCUGGGUCAGACUUCAUCCAGAUCUCAAAUUUUAAUGUAUACCAGAGGUCACAGGUAGAAUUGAAGCCCUUUGAAUGUAGAGAAUGUGGGAAAUCCUUCUGCAAGAAGUCAAAAUUCAUUAUACAUCAGAGGGCUCACACAGGAGAGAAACCUUACGAAUGUAAUGUAUGUGGGAAAUCCUUCAGCCAAAAGGGAACCCUGACUGUACAUCGGAGAUCACACUUAGAGGAGAAACCCUAUAAAUGUAACGAGUGUGGGAAAACCUUCUGUCAGAAGUUACAUCUCACUCAGCAUCUGAGAACUCAUUCAGGAGAGAAACCCUAUGAAUGUAAUGAGUGUGGAAAAACCUUCUGCCAAAAGACCCAUCUCACCCUACACCAGAGAAAUCAUUCAGGAGAAAGGCCCUAUCCCUGUAAUGAAUGUGGGAAAUCCUUCUCCCGAAAGUCAGCUCUCAGUGACCAUCAGAGAACACACACAGGAGAGAAACUUUAUAAAUGUAAUGAAUGUGGGAAAUCCUACUACCGAAAAUCUACCCUCAUUACGCAUCAGAGAACACACACAGGAGAGAAACCCUAUCAGUGUAGUGAAUGUGGAAAAUUCUUUUCUCGGGUGUCAUACCUCACUAUACAUUAUAGAAGCCACUUAGAAGAGAAACCCUAUGAAUGUAGUGAAUGUGGCAAAACCUUCAAUUUAAAUUCAGCCUUCAUUAGACAUCGGAAGGUACACACAGAUGAGAAACCCCAUGAGUGCAGUGAAUGUGGAAAGUUCUUUCAGUUCUCAUACCUCACUGACCAUCCUACAACUCCUCUAGGGGAGAAACCCUACAAAUGUAAUGAAUGUGGGAAAAGUUUCCUUGAAACUUCAGUUUUCAGUGGACACCAGUCACUUCCAAAAGGGGAAAAAUCCUAUGAGUGUAAUAUAUGUGGGAAAUUGUUCUCUGAGUUAUCCUACUACACUAUACAUUAUAGAAGCCAUUCAGAGGAAAAACCGUAUGGAUGUAAUGAAUGUGGGAAAACUUUCUCCCACAAUUCAUCCCUCUUUAGACAUCAAAGAGUACACACAGGAGAGAAACCCUAUGAGUGUUAUGAAUGCGGAAAGUUCUUCUCUCAGAAGUCUUAUCUAACUAUACACCAUCGAAUCCAUUCAGGAGAGAAGCCCUAUAAAUGUAGUAAAUGUGGAAAAGUUUUCUCUCGGAUGUCAAAUCUCACUGUACAUUAUAGAAGCCAUUCAGGAGAGAAGCCCUAUGAAUGUAAUGAAUGUGGAAAAGUCUUUUCUCAGAAGUCAUACCUCACUGUACACUAUAGAACUCAUUCAGGAGAGAAGCCCUAUGAAUGUAAGGAAUGUGGUAAAAAAUUCCACCACAGAUCAGCCUUCAAUAGCCAUCAGAGAAUUCAUAGGAGAGGGAAUAUGAAUGUACUUGAUGUGGAAAAUCUCCUGUGAAAUGAAGCCUCAUUUUAGAAAGCCCUCUGCCCUCUGAAUAUAGUGAGUAUGGAAGUCCAAUAGGGAAUCAAAUACCAUUGUUUGAGAAUUUAUGUUUUUGAAUGGGAAAAACAUUAAGGCAUUAGAUUCAUUUUAACCUGAGUUUUCACUAGAAGAAUCCCUAAGAAUGCAACUAGAAGCAAAGCCUUCAUCAAAACCCUACAACUCCUUGGAUACUAGAUAAUUUAUACAGGAAUGAAACUUUAUAAAUAUUUAAUAUUUAUUUUGGAUUCAAAUUGUAUUUGCUUAUCAGGGAACCAUACCAAGGUGAAAUCUAUAAAAGUGAUGAAUGUGGAAAAAUAUAUUGUCUUGCAAAUUGUUAAACUAAAAGCCAUAUUUCUGAAGCAAACUCAAAUGUUUAUAGGAAAGAUACCAGAAACUAUUGAGCCCCGAAUAAGCUUUCAUUGUAUAAAAUGAAGUUUUCAAAUCAUCAGGAGUUGAUAAUGAGGACAAUAGCAUUAAAUAUGUAUGUAUAUGGCAGUGUCUAUCAUGUUUUUAAAAUGCAAUCUAAUUCUAUGCAACUCUAUGCAAGUUUGGAUUUGAAUGAGUUGUGAAAAGGCAGUGUUAUAUGAGUAUUAAGAUGGGAAGAUUUACUAGCAGGAUGUAUUGUUGGUGAGAUGUUUGAUAGGUUCAAAAUAGUUAAAUGCAUAAUUUUCUAUUUAGAGUCAUUUACAAAUGGGUUCUUAUUGAAUGUCUCAUCAACAGAGGAGCCAGCAAUUUUUGUAGCUUUAAAUUACAUUUGAGCAAAAAAAAAAAUUUUUUAACAUGCUAUUUUCAUAAACCAUGCAUAAUUUAGAGUUAAGUCUGUUUCAGUGAAAGAGGACAACUGUAUACUGUUCAUACUCUAUAAAAUUUGCCCAGCUCACAUACCAUGCUGGUUUUUUGAUACAUAAGUUUGAGAGUGCAGUGUGUCAAUAUGUACUUCAGAAAUUUUACCUGUACCUUUGUUUGAUAUGAAUACAGUGCUGUUAUUUUGUGCACUGCCCCUUAUUCCCAGUAUUUUGGAGCAAAUAGAAGUUUUUAGCAGACAUUUUUGGUUAACUCAAAAUUCAACUUUCUCCCUUAUUCCUUCCUGGAAGAGUUUGUGUAUCUACCAUUUCUUCACAUUACACAGAGAAUAAAUCCUGAUUUUGCCAAUCAUGAUAAUUCCAUUCUAAUUGCCCAUAACUCAUUUGUAGUGGUCACAUGACCCAGUCCCGGGCAAACAGAAGAGAUGCAUUCUGGAAAAGUGAUAAAGCAGUGAUGAAAUGGGUCUUAGUACAGGAAUGUGAGUGUUUUAAAAAGCCAUGUAAUACAUCACAUGAAGAAAAGUAAUCUAGUAUGCAAGAAAUUAAUGUAAAAUAUGCACCCACUUACAUUUUUCACAAUGGAUCGAAAGGAACUUAUUUAGUGGGAUAAAGAGCUUAAACUACAACCCACAGCAUACCUAAUGGUGAAAUAUUGCAAGUUUUCCCCCAAGAUUAAAGAAAUAGACAAGGAUAUCUACUACCAAUAAUUUUAUUCAGUAUUGUGUAGGACUUCGCCAGAAAAGGGAAGAGAAAGAAUCAAAAGUCAUAAAGUUUAAAGAGAAUUAAAACUUUCAUUUACAGGUGACAUGAUAUUCUACAUAGAAAAUUCUGAAGAAUGUACAGAUUAGAAUCAAUGAGUAAGUUUAGCAAGGUCCCUGAAUACAUUAUUAUGCAAAAAUGGUUUUUAAUAUAUACCAGCAAUGAACAAACAUAGAAAAUGAACAAUUUUAAAUAACACAAUAGAAUCAAAAAGUCCUCAGGUAUCUAGGGGUAAAAUUAUCUAACACAAUGUUUUCAAGAACUGUUUCCAGAAGAAAAAUAAUUACCAAGUUGAGAGGGACAUACCUAGUUCAUGGAUUCCAGGACAAUCGUAAAAAGAUAACCCAUUUCUCCCAAAUUUAUUCAUGUAUUCAAUUUAAUCUUAAAAGUUGUUAGUUGAAAGUUAAUUAAGUUAAUUAAUUGAAAUUGAGCUAAUUUGAAAAUUCAGAAGACCAAUAAUAGUCACAGCUAUCUUCUAGAAUAGACAGAAUGAGAGAACUUACAUUGCUAGAUACCCAGCCCUGUUACAAAGCUGUAUUAUUAUAGUGUGGUGUUGGCACAGAAAUAAAUUGACCAGUGGAAAAAAGAUUUCAGAAAUGCCCAAACAUGAUACAGUCACCUUAUUUUCUAUGAAGAUGGUAAUGCAGUGUAAUUGGAGAAAGGUUGUUCCUUCUAAUAAAUGCUUUGUCAAGUAAAUUUAAAAACUUAAUAGAAAAUUAAAAAAAUCAGUUGAGAUAGAUUACAGAUCUAAAUACAAAGUGUAAAAUAAUAAAGUUAUAAGAAGAAAUCUUUGGAGACUGUAACAGAGUAAAUUUUCUUUAGACACAAAAGCACUAAACCAUAAGGUAGAAUGUGUUAAUUUGGGUAUAUUAUGUUUUAAAACUUCUGUUUAUCAAAAAGACACAAGAAGCAAAUAGGCAAGCCACAGAGGGGAAAAUAUACAUGCAGUUCACACAUAUACAGCAGACUUGAGUUGAAGAGGGGUUGGUAACAUUUUUGUUCAGGAGCCAGGUAGUAUUUUGGGCUUUGUAGCCAGAUAUUCUCUGUCACUGCGAUUCAGCUUUUGCUCUUGUAGUGUGAAAGCCAUAUACAGUAUAGAAACAAAUGAACAUGGCUAUGUACCAGUAAGACUUUAUUCAGAAACACAAAUGGCAGUCUCUAUUUGGCCUGCAAGGCUUGACCAGUGGAACAAAGAUUCCAGAAAUGCCCAAACAUGAUACAGUCACCUUAUUUUCUAUGAAGAUGGUAAUGCAGUGUAAGUGGAGAAAGGUUAGUCCUUCUAAUAAAUGCUUUGUCAACUAAAUUUAAAAACUUAAUAGAAAAUAAAAAAAAUCGAUUGAGAUAGAUUGCAGAUCUAAGUACAAAGUGUAAAAUAAUAAAGUUGCUGACCCCAGAUCUAAAAUAUAAAAGAAACACCUACAAAUCAAGAAAAAAAUUGAAAAUGGGCAAAAGACCUAGACAUUGACUUCACCAAAAAAGAAUAUCCAGAUGCCCAAUAACCAUAAGAAAAGGUAUGUUAAUUUACUAGUAGUAAGGAAGAUGCAAAUUUAAAAUACCAUAUGGUAUUACUACCCACCCACUGAUGUGGUUAAAAUGAAAAGCAGCAAAAAAAUCAAGUUUUGGCGAGGAUGUAACCAACAGAAAGUCUCCUACCCGGCUGGUGGUACUGCCAAUUAAUAGACAUUUUAGAAAGCUGGGGGUUCAAGUUGAACAUGUGUAUAUCCUUUUAACCGAGACUUAGCACAAAUGCACAUUUCCACCAUGCAUGUGUAUGUCUACCAAAGGACAUGUACUAGAAUGUUGAUGGCAUGAAAUGACAAACAGAAUUAUCCGAAGGCAUAUAUGCAGCAGAAUGAGCCUAAGGAGUAUGUUUCCAUUACAGAAUACUGCAAUGAGAAUGAACACCUAAGUACAUUCAGUGACAGCUCAACUUCACAAACUGCUGAGUGAGGAAGUCCAGUCACCAAUGUAUGAUUCCAUCUAUAUAAAGUACAAAAACGGCCAAAACUUGUCUAUGCAGUCAGAAAUCAGGAUAGCCACAGCUGAAAAGGGGUAUUUUAUCUGGUGCUGGUAAUAUUAUUUCUAAAUCUGGGUGCUGAAUAGCUUGAAUGUUCUGAAAAACUUAAUGUGUAUUUUUCUGCAUGUACAUUAUUUUUAAAAUCCUGUGUGAUUUUGUGCAGGAAAUUCUCUUUAGAGCAGUUUUAAUGGCAACUACUAAAAUUUCCUACACUGUGACAUGACCUUAAAGCUUACAUAAUGUAUAUUUUAAGUAAGAUAUUUGAAAAUGUGGCAGGGCCAUUACAUAUUUUGCCAGCCUACCCUUUUGCAAAUAUAAACGGGUCUGAACUGCCUCUUCAAUAAAGAACUAACGUGUAAACAUUUCAUAUUUUCUCAGACAUUGUUUUUCACAUUUCUGAAUUCAGGAUGCAGCUUCGCCAUUACCCUAUCACAGAAGUGACCUUUCUUUGAGAUAAUGAAAUACAACGGUGAGUUUGGUUUGACGGAAAAUUAUAUUUUAAAAGUUUUCAGUUAGUCCUUUCAGCAAAUUUAAGAUGCCCAGCUGUUAAUAGUCCAGAUGUGAGUAUAAGACUUUGUACCAUAAAAAUUGAAAGCACUGGGUGGCCUAGGGAGCGGGGAGGGCUGGCUGAGCUUGUGGCACAGCAAAGACAAAUUGGGACGUCGAUAGAGCAAACUAUGUACUAGGUUUCAUUUCACCUUUCUCAUGCUAGAUUGAGCUUGAAGCGUAAACAGAUUAACAAUGCCUUGCUUGCUGAGGGAGAAAUAACCAAGGAGUUGGGUGGGGCUUGCAAGGUGUGAUUCCUCAACCACAUUGGCUGCCUGUUUGUUCUCAGUCCACUGGGUUUAACCUACUAGGCCUGUGGCCAAGGAAGGCCACAGCUACUCCUCCCACACUGGCAAGGCCUGCUCCUUUCGGAAGUUGCCCCUCCAGCCCCGAAUUUGCUACUGUUCAAUUCAGGGUCAGUUAACUUUUCAGAUUUUUUCUCUACAGCCUCUUGAUAUGUCAGAGGACAUUAAUACAAGACCACUUAUCUCUGAGGGCAGAAAUUUACCCACUGUUCCUAUUCCCUUCCAAAUUAUGCCCAGAUAUGUUGUCCAGGCAACUAAGAAAGGGGAAAUGUAUGACACAAUGUCAGACAGUAUUACAGUUUUCCCCAAGUUAAAUUCUAUCAAGGCCACAAAAAAAUGCAACAAAAGUGUAAUCCCCCCUAAUUUCCACAGUGGUAAUCAUGACAAACAUUGCCUUUUACAUUAAAGAAAUCAAACUCCUUUAGUUCCUGUGGAGUUGGUGGUGAACUGUCUUGAAUUACUGACUUGUGAACAAAGCAUAUGGAGUGAAAAUAAUGCCACAAACCCUCCUGGGGAAGAUAAGACAGUUGCAGUCUCCCAGUGAAGGAAGAUGCAGCAUCUGGGGAUCUGAGAUGAGAACUGGGUGCAAAUAAAUGGCAUCUGCUGAGGAAAAUUUUGAAAACGUGUUCUUCACAUUAGACGAGUCAAAUCAUUGCCUGACUGACCUGAUGGUUCUGUGGGCGGGAGCACAGGCGCUGGGCUCAGCACUACCAAAGAAACCGGGUGUGCCUGCCUGGAGUGAGGGCCUUCAAGUCUGGAGUGCUUCCUCCGUGUCCCCCGAAGCUAAGCUUCGUGACAACAGAAGAAAUUCGACAUGUUUUCGUGAUAAUUGCUAGGGAAAGGGAGUCGCGUUGCAACAGUAAGGAUUGGGAGCGGCGGACAGACAGUGGUAAGGGAGCCCAGGUUUGCUGUGAUGGGUUUUGGGGCAUGCGUCCUCCGUAAACCCACACAGAGAAGCAGAAAUGUGAUUGCCUUCUCCAGCCCAGACUGCAGCUCAGGCGAGAGUUCUGGCAAAAAGACAUCUGAGGACUUACGCCAUUUUUUUAAAAGAAUGAACUGAGCCACCUAUGCAAUAACAUUCUCAAGCAAACGAGUGUAUUGGUGACGUAAAGUACAAAUAACCAGUUUUUAAAAAGUGGAAUAUUUAGCAUAAACAAAUAUUCAAUAGAUGAGGUGAGCCAGGGUGGUUACUAGCUGGGAGACCCUGUGUGGCAGAGCUUUUACAAAAGCUUUCAGAGAGAACAAAUAACGUGGGGAAAGGGUAGGAGAGAUUUCAACACCAGAAGUCUCCAAAGUGGGGGAAAUGCCUGAAUGAAGGGGACGAGCGGCGUGUGGUGAAAUUGACUUAAUUUCAUAUACUGGAUAAAGCCAGACUCUCAAAAGAAUACCCGGUGCUCCAAACAGGAAAGAUUUGGGAAAUUACAGUAAAAUUUAAGAAUAUUAAAGGUGAAAUUACGGAAGUUUCUAUAAGGACGCAAUCACUCAGAACAUGACUUCUCAUCGUACAUUUUUAGCCAUUGUGGAGUAACAGGAACCAGAUUUACCCUCCUAGUGUUUACGCUAAACAACUAAAAAAAUUGGACAAAAUGGGUGUAAUCAUAGCAUCGGAACACCGGACGUCUGGCACAGAGUCGCGAUCCCUGAGGGAAGGAACACAAAGCGACGCGGUGAUUGCCGCAGACACUCUGGAGAGGCUUUCCAGAGCAGGGACCGGAGGGGCGCCCCAGCGAAGCCGGGGGUCCCCCUGAGUUACGAAUUCGGGAAGGCGGGCUACUGGGAAGCCCUGGGUGGGGCGCCGACGGGGAGGGCGCGCAGAGCUGCGAGUUCGGGACUCGCGAACGCGCUGGGGCUGCGCUCCUGGGCGGGUCUCCAGGGCCUUGCUACUCGGGGGCGUGGCUCCGGUCCUGGGGGCGUGAUCAGUGGGCGGGGACAUCACCCAGAAGGCGGUAGAACAAUGUUUGGGCGUGGUUACGCCCUAGGGGCGUCUCCAUUGUUGCAGGAUGGAUGGGGCGUAACGGUGGGUGGGCGUGGCCCGGGGCGAGGCGGUACUAGGGCGUGGCUCGGGCUCGCGCUGCCUCCCUACCCGCAGGGCCCUCUGGUCAAGAGCUGUGGGCCCCUAACCACCUCUGGGGAGUCGGAGCCCGGGACAGGCUGUGCGCGACAGAGGGGCGGGUGAAGACCGAGAGCUGGGCGUGAGGUAGGGCCUUGGGGCGGUGGGCCUGGCUCCCGAAGCAGGGCGCGGACAGAAAGGGCAUGCUGGGAGCCGGGGCCGCUGCCCCUCGCCGCUCUCCCCUCCAGCCGCCCUGAACGCCCGGCCAUGUUGCCGCUGGUCCUCGUGCUGCUCCUGUUCUCUGUCGCCCCCGUCCCCACUGCCACUGCCGCUCCCGUCCCGGAUGCCAGCAACAGGGACAGCCUAUGGAACCUGCUCCAAGGUCCCCGAGCCGGAAUAGACAGAAGGCUGUGGGUGGCCCCCAAUCUGGGCCCUCACUUUGGCCGUCCUCCUGGGCCGUGAGGCUGCUGUCCGAGCCCGCAGCUUGGAAGCCUGGGAAGUGGAGGAGGAGCAUCCGCGACUACAGGCCACAGGUUCCUGAAGGGGUCCGAGCACUGGCAGGGGACACACAUGUACCCUCCCCCGGCCCCAUCCCCAGCUCCAUUUAGAAAUAAAGUUCUUUCUUAAA